Trichoplusia ni (cabbage looper) is the source of this 1696-nucleotide messenger RNA. Its product is annotated as lipase 3-like. The transcript has a single exon. Gene Ontology annotation, biological process: lipid metabolic process. The record is from RefSeq and is a predicted model, not a curated record. Bases 78 to 1520 code for a protein of 480 amino acids. Lineage: Eukaryota; Metazoa; Arthropoda; Insecta; Lepidoptera; Noctuidae.
GUCUAUACAUGAUUGUAAUAGUUACGUAAUUAUAAGUCAGUUACGCGAGCGCUACCCUAUAGGACGCAUGUGUGAUCAUGAAGAUUUUUAUAAUUACUAUGGUUAUGUUACUAUGUCUCAAUCAAAGUGUUCACUGUGACCCGUUUUUUGACUUUAUAACAGCAAAAUUUGGUGAUUUAGCCAACUCCCUAGCUAACACGUUCAAGAGCUUAAAAAAUCAAGUAAGAAAACUUUUCGUGUCACACAGUCCGGAUGAAUUGCCGCCGCCGCUCCAUCAAUUUGCAGAAAGCACCAUCAAGAGGACUUUCAACGAUUUUGUCGAAAAGACUGCUGCAGAGAAUGAAACAGGAAUUCCCGAAUACAUCAAUUUAAAGUCAGAACCAACUGCUCUUAUGUCUACACCACAACUUGCUACCCUGCACGGAAGAAGAGUGGAAUCACAUAUUAUUCAUACCAAAGAUGGCUAUUUACUGACUCUACAUCGAAUAUCUCCAAGAAUUGACACUGUAGAAGAGGGAAAACUGAACAACCAUACAGUAAUACUUCAUCACGGAAUACUAGGCAGUUCUGCUGAUUGGAUUUUAUUAGGACCUACAAAAUCACUUCCUUACAUUUUAUCAGAUGCAGGAUACGAUGUUUGGAUGGCAAAUGCUAGAGGUAAUUAUUAUUCUCGUGGACACGCUAGACUAUCAGUAGAUUCUGAAGAAUUUUGGAGGUUUUCGUGGCAAGAAAUGGGAGAAUUUGACCUACCUGCUACAAUAGAUUAUAUUCGAAAAGUUAAGAAAUCUACAGAUCCUAUUGAUUUUGUAGGACACUCCAUGGGUGCCACAGCAUUGCUAGUACUGUUAUCAACAACGCCGCAAUAUAAUCAAUACUUACGAAUCGGUAUUUUAUUGGCGCCACUAGCAUAUAUGGCCAAUGUUGAAGGUCCGUUAAAGGUUUUAACAUCAAUGGCAACGAGUCCACCAGAACAACUGCUCAAACUCAUAGGCACGAAAGAAUUCGUUCCCUCGCGCAAAAUACCAAGAUGGUUAGCUAUAAAGUAUUGUAAAGGGCCGCUUUUAUUUUGCUCUAACCCAUUAUAUUUUAUAAGUGGUGGUAUCCCGGAGAACAACCAUAUGUGGAACCCAAGCUUUCUAGCGAGAUUACUAUACCACGUCCCAGCUGGUGGCUCAACUGACACAAUGUUACACUACGCUCAGGUGGUUAAAAGUGGGAAAUUUCAUAAGUUUAAUAGCCUCUACGAUGAGUUUGUACUUGGACAAGUAACUGUGCCGAUCGCAUUAUUCAGUUCGAGUGAGGACUGGUUGGCGACGAUCCCUGAUGUUUUAAGGUUGUACUUUAGUAUAGCAAACCCUAUAGACCAUUACAUUAUUCGAGGCCGGAAUAUGAGUCACACGGAAUUCGUUUGGGGUGCAGAUGCACAUGAAUUAGUUUUUAAGAAGGUAUUGGAAUUUUUAGACAACGGUUUAAACUUUUUCAAUUACAAAAGUAAUGAAGUGCGUAAUGAUGUACUGUAACUUGUGUUCGAAAAUUAAUACGAUUUUACAUGUCAUGUCCUUAUGUCACUAGAAGGAGUUUUUCUUAGGUUAUAGUGAUUUUAUUGUAUUUUUGUGCUGCCAUACUUGAAUAUUUAAAUAUAAAACAGCCUUUUCUGUUUUAUUUAUAUGCCAGUAAAUUAAAUGGAAGAAAUGUG